This is a messenger RNA of Pristis pectinata (smalltooth sawfish), 1642 nucleotides long. RefSeq names its product prostaglandin E synthase (gene ptges). The transcript is spliced from 5 exons. Gene Ontology annotation, biological process: prostaglandin biosynthetic process. The coding region runs from base 188 to 685 and encodes 165 amino acids. The record is from RefSeq and is a predicted model, not a curated record. NCBI's taxonomy places the organism in Eukaryota, Metazoa, Chordata, Chondrichthyes, Rhinopristiformes, Pristidae. Gene Ontology annotation, molecular function: prostaglandin-E synthase activity. Gene Ontology annotation, cellular component: membrane.
AUGUCAAGUCUGUGUCCGCCAGAGGCUGAUCAGUUAAAUCAUCCCAAGCUGUGGUGAAAAGGCGGUUCCUAAAUAUGCAAUCGUGCGGCGGAGAAAAGGCAUACGUUGGGGGAUCGGUCAGGAAAGUGACGGGGUUCAAUGUCGUGCAGUGGGAGAAAGUCAUGCGAUCAGCCUCGGACGAGGGACCAUGUCUCCAAAGGAACCAAAGAAGGCGACAACAGGGUGCCGCUCAAUCUCCAGCGAGGACAUGGAUGGUGCUGUGUUCGCCUGUUUCUCUUUCUACGGCACCCUACUCAUCCUGAAGAUGUACUCCCUGGCUGUCAUCACCGGGCAGCUGCGGCUCCGUAGAAAGGCUUUUGCCAACCCAGAGGAUGCAUUGAGACACGGUGGACUGGCUUAUCAUCGAACUGAUCCUGAUGUGGAGCGGAGUCGAAGAGCCCAUCGCAAUGAUAUGGAAAACAUCUUUCCUUUCUUGUUUCUUGGUGGUAUCUACUCGCUGAUGGAACCCAACCUCUACAUUGCCCACGUCCAUUUUCUGGUCUUCUUUGUGGCUCGGGUGGUCCAUAGUGUUGCCUAUCUCUGUGCUCUGAAAGCUCCAACCCGUUCACUGGCUUACACCAUUGGACAGAUUCCCUGCAUAUCCAUUGCUCUGCAGAUCCUUGUCAAUGUCGCAGCCCGUUGGUAGUCCUGACCUGUCCACAGUGCCAUUGGGUGUAUUGUUGCCUGAGAUGGAUUGGAACCCAAGACUGAAGAACACAUGGUUGUGCUGUAGCUUGCACUUUAUAGACUUGGGAGCAGUUAUGAUUAAAAAAAAAAUGUGCCUUAAGAAUCUUUCAAAAUGAAAGUCUUGCUUCAGUAUAUUAUCUGCAAAAAUGUUAAAAUGAAGUAUUGCUUGACUUGAGCCUAUUUAUCUUAGAGGUUGCUAAAAACUGCUACAAAGAAUAAGAUGUGUACCUCUAUCAUUUUCAAACUACUUAAAGUUUGUUUCAUUCCAGGGAGAUGUUGGUAGGUGACCAUCCAUCCUAAUCUGUGCGGGACAUUUCCACAUGUAAACAUCAUAUCCAGGAUAGGGGUGGAAUGUUGCCAGGAUACCCUUCUGACAUAUUGCCCUCUGGACUGUGAUUUUCCUUGAGGUUGAAUGGUGUUUAUCUUGUAGCUCUGUGCAGCAAGGGUGGGAAGUAUGAAACAAAGGCAGGAACAAAAUGCUGGAAGUGUCAGGAUCAGAGCAGCAUUCAGGGUAGCAAGUGAGUUGGUGGGGGGAGGAGGAGAGUGAGAAAUGCAUGGAAUCCUUGCUCUGAUGGGGUUACUAUAUGGAGGAGCAUGGGCUCGAAUGGAGGGAAAGAAAAACUAAUUGGCUCUCAAAGUUCUGCCGUCACCAAUCUGAUCCAGUACCUUCCUAGCUGACAAGGAUGUGAAAAAUGGUGGCUAAUAAUAACUUCAUCUGUAGGUUUUCUAUUGAAAUUCUAUUGUCUGGUUGUUCCUCCAUUCCAAUACCACAUACCCUUGCUCAAUGAUCUAAAGUGUGGUAAUACUUAAUCAUUUUGUUAUGAAAGUGCAGGAAAUAAUGAUGCAGAACUGACCUGGAGACUCCAGCAAUGGAAGUUUAACAGUAAGAACUCUGCAAUUAAAAGCAAUAACAGUG